This is a messenger RNA of Cuscuta campestris, 2961 nucleotides long. The record is from the annotation of a GenBank genome assembly. Lineage: Eukaryota; Viridiplantae; Streptophyta; Magnoliopsida; Solanales; Convolvulaceae.
CCAGAGCAAGCCGUGGUGUUCGCCGUUUUUCCGUCGGAAUCAUCGUUUCACUUUGAAGUUAACAAAAAGAAUGAUGUGAUGGAAUCCUGGCGGCAGACGGAGCGAGAUGGUCAGUUCCUUCUCUCGCCGCUAUGAUUGUCUCAGAUUCCGAUUUGGCUACCCCAUCGUCCAAUUCUCGCCAAGCCGGUCAAUCGGCCUCUGACCAUAACCCCAGCCACACUCCAUCACCCCGGCCGUCGCCGUCGGCCAUGCCUGGCCACAAACGGCGUCGAUUGAGGAAGCAAUACCCUUCCUCAACUCCGGUAGAUGAGGGCUCAAGGGUUAAAUUAGACGAAAACAUCAUGGCGUUGUGCCAUUGUCAAAUUACUGACCGGGGGUUCGCCGAUGCCACUGACAUGGUUGGACCCUCCAUCGAGGUCAUGAGACCUACCAGUACUCAAACUGCUCUAGACGCACCAUCGGGGUUCUUCACGGUCCAUCUGGCGUCUUUGAAGAAGGGGCUGCGCUUCCCACUCCACCCGUUGUUGAUCGAAUUCCUCAACGUGGUGGACCUUCUCCCGUGCCAACUGGUCCCCAACUCUCACCGGUAUAUCGCCGUUACCUGGUCCGGUGCAAAGAUUCUUUCCCAGAGGUCCAGUAAACUCUUUGCUAGUGAUAAGAAGGGGUCAACCAAAGACUGGAAGCCUUUCUUUGUCUUCGUUUCGACGGGGCCCGAAUCUCCUUUCACGGGUUCAGGGCGCCCUUCCUUCCGUCGCAUCCCACGCCCCCCACCUGAUGCCACCCUUUUGUCUAUCACUCGCCAAUUCUGCAAUAAGGGAGUUAUGAACAUCAAAGAGGUGGUGACAGAGGAAACCCUUGCCGGGUUGGGGUUCGAGUUUAUCCAGGAUGAGCUUCGCCACCAACCCGACCUACUGAGGGACAUCCCCGGGGGGCAUCAGCCUGACCAGCUGAAGGACAUUCCUGAGGAAGGUCUUGACUGUGGUCCUUUUGUGGAAUUACAAGAUUCUGGAGAGGAGAUGGACAGCGAUCUCCUGCUCAGUCGCUUCACUACAGGGAGGAAAAGGAAGAGAGAGACGAAGGGCCAGGGCAAACGUUCUUCAUCCCACCACGAGGAGGGUCCUUCUCGAGCGCCGGCCGUAAUUGUGGUGGAGGACCAAGAAGAUGCUACCCAGGAACCGGGUACCAUGGCUGGCCAAUCCUCUCCACACCCCGUGAUGCAGGGUGGCGAACUCGCUGGGUCGUCUCGGGGCAUUGCCUUGGAGCGACCUCCAUCACCACCCGCAGUGACCUACGAGGUGGAGACCGGGGGUCGCUCGACGAGGCUCUGCAUCCCUCCCCUGCCCCAAAGCCUAGGGGACGUACAGCUGGAGACUCUUAUCACUCUGCCUGCAGAAGACCAGGCUCGUAUCUCGGCAGGCUCCGAGGAUGACCUUGACAACAUGGUCCUUUUGAGGCUCAGUCAGGCUACGCUGGGGAUGAUUGAGGUGGUCGGCCGGAAACGGGGUCGCCAGGCCGCCGCGGACGAGGCGAUGAAAGCAGCCGAGGCCAAGCAGAAGGAGCUGCAGGAGGAGAUCGCUCGAUUCACCAGGGAGUUGGAGGAGAAAGAAGAUCGCUGCGCGGCGCUUGCUGUGGAGAAAGCUUCCCAGGAGAACCGCUGCGUCGCCCUUGAGGCAGACAAGGCCUCCUUGUCCUUGGAGGUAGAAUCUGUUUCUGCUCGAGUGGUCGAGCUGGAAGGGGAGAAAUAUGACCUGAUCCAGCAGUUGGAGGUGGAGAGGAGCGAUCGGGUCCGCCAUGCAGAGGGAGCGGUCGAAUCCUUCAAGUCCUCUCCUGACUUCACGGUAGUCGCGAUGGAGCGGAUGGAAGAGCUAACGGCCGCUUGGCUCAAAACUGAACCUGGGGCUCAAUGGAUGGUCAAGGAGGGAACCAAGUCCUUCAAUUGCGGACUCUUCCAUGCCCAACAGGUCUUCCACGACAGGCUGGCCCAGCUCCCUAAAGGAUUCUCUCUCCCCGACCUUGGCUUCCCUCCUCCCUGCCGCUCCUUGGCCAAGUUCAACCCCAGUCCCUAUAUGGACGGGGGGAGCUCGAGCGCGUCGGAAGAAGAGGAAGAAGAAGAAGUGGAAGGUGGUCAGAGCGACCAGAAUCCAGGGGCCAGCUUAGCCAUGUCCAAAGCGGUUUGGGCCCAACUCCUAGUCCCGGCCCGUUUACCUGUCCGGGCUCAAUCUCUGGAUUGGCCAUCGUGCUGCCCAAUUGAUCCAAUGCCCUUCACCGUUUCUGAUUGGACCUUCGCGCGGCUCAAGGCUGCUUUAUUGGUUCGGCUGCCUCGAGACUUCACCGCCUCUUCGGUUCCUUCGCCCUGGCUUAUUUAUAAGCCCCCUGGCCUCUACUCUGCUCCAUCACCAAAUAUCCUCCUUUUCUCCAUUCUUGCCAUGUCUGAAGGAAUUCCUGUUUCUCUAGAUCUUUCCGACGGGCCGGCUCCUUCUUCGCCGGAGCCUGCCUCCUCCCCCAAGUCAGUCAAUUCCAAUGACUGGGGGGGGCUUGACCCUUACGAAUUCUGUCACCGGUUGCCUCGCCGGCAGUGGCCGUCGGUGAAACCGCCGCCACCACCUCCAAACCCUUAUGAAGACUUUAGUGAGGCGUACGAGGCCCUCUCCGCCAACCGCCUGCCUGACGGGCGGAUUGACUGGGAUGCUCCAUGCCCCCUCCAUUCCCUGCAAUGUAUGGCCUGGGAGAGCUUUCAAGAUGAGCACUUACCCCUCCUGGAGCAUGAGUGCGCAUANGACUUGGAUUCGCUCAGCUUUUAAUGAGGCUGCCAACCUCAAGCCGCAAAGCAGUGCCUCAUAUUCAGCCUCAUUGUUUGAGACUUUAAACCGGAAUCUCACGGAGUAGUAUGCCUUGAACCCUUCCGGAGAUAUCGCCACGACACCUCCCCCCGAAGCAUCAGUCGCGGACGACCCAUCGGUG